Molecule: messenger RNA, 5677 nt
Organism: Colletotrichum destructivum
Lineage: Eukaryota; Fungi; Ascomycota; Sordariomycetes; Glomerellales; Glomerellaceae
Product: Putative zn(2)Cys(6) fungal-type DNA-binding domain-containing protein
Exons: 8
Coding region: 3285-5342 (685 amino acids)
Biological process (GO): regulation of DNA-templated transcription
Molecular function (GO): zinc ion binding; DNA-binding transcription factor activity, RNA polymerase II-specific
Source: RefSeq, a predicted model, not a curated record
UUGUCCUCGUGAUUGGCUGCGGGGAUGACUCCGAUGGACAGACCUCCCCUUCCCCUCCCUCCCGGUGAAGCUACUGUUUUUCUUUUCUUUUUCUUCAUGCUCCUCCUCUUCUUUGUCCCUCUUCCUUCAUCCCCUCCUCCAGAUAAUUGCCGAUGCCGAUACGGAUCAGUUGGUUCACUCUUCGCUCAUCCUCCUUCCGCACUAUGUACAUUAGGUAUGUUCCAGGGUGACCGUGCAUGCAAUGUCCACCGGACACCCCUACAAAAAAAAAACAUACAGGAUACCUGCUUUCCGAUGCUUCGGUGCGCUAGGUAGUUACCCUCUUUCAACGUACACAUACAUAGGUGAUGUAGACUUAAACAUAUGCACGCUCACACCUCUGCUCCCUCACACUCUCACCCCAUUCCCACCCACAUUCUUCGCGCCUUUGCCUGUCUGACCUCCGUCUCUCGCUCACCUUUCUUGGCUUCGGUCUGCCGGGUUUAAGCAAAGAGGGCCAGCUAUCGGAGAGGCCUACGUCGUUGACCUCUAAUUCCAGCAGUCUCGGUCUCGGGAGUUUGUUAUUCACACUCCCAAAGCCUGGCUGGCUCGCCCCUUGCCUCCUCGACUUCAAGAUGCAUCCAGCCUUGCACUGCUUCACCCUACACUUGCCGUCUCGUCUCAACCGCUGCCAUUCUUCCUACCGCCACACAUGUCCCAGACGUCGGAUACUCUUUCCGACGCCGCUCACUAGUUCAUACAACAUGGGCGAUUGAUUAAACGCAGCCUUCUCGCCAAGCGACAACAGCCAUGUCUGCCCAGGUUCACAGGACGAAGUGUGGUGCUUGUCACCACCCCAUUCCAUGCAUGUUGGCAUAGAUACGCCAUCAGGUCUCAACUGACUGUCAUCUCGCACCGAACUUGUAAUUUCAACUUCUAAGCACAUCACUGGCGCUUUUACUGCAGCAAGUGCGCUCUAGGCCUGUCCGGAUGCCGGCUCCAACACACGCGGGUGUAACGUUGACCUAACACAAGCGGUCCAUGAUCAUGGUCUGCCCAACCACGCGCGCGUCAGAAGGAUGGGUUACGGAAACUCGGCCACGAGGACAAGAGCCCACACUGAAGGGAGGGAAAGUAUCCCCCUGUAAUCCAACAACGCCUCUGUAGGUUACACGGCGCAAGCCAUUGACGGGACUGCGACAGAGAAACGACACAACAAGCAGCCAGCCACACAUGCUGAAUUCAAAUGCGAAAGGUCGCAAAGUGCUAGCCGCGUCUCACCAUUUUAUUUCAAUCAACAGCUGUCAACCUAUCGUCAGCGCGGGAGGUAGCUCCAGUGCUCCAUGGCCAAUGACACAGGUGAACAGACACCCCUGAACCUCGCAGCCGGAACUACCAAAGAAGAGGUGACACACCGACCUUGCUUCACAACCAGGAUUGCGACACCAGUGUUUAUCAUUUGCCAUGGACCACGCCAUAGGGAUCAGGCUAUGAUUUGGUACCAUUCCCCUUGUCCCCGAGACGGUUAUUGUUUCUUUUACCUGCAGAACAGUCGGCCGACGUUGAAUGACCAGAAACAGGUCUAGACAGGCCAUCUGUCCAGCUGAAGCAUCCACGUUGGUCUGGCCCUCGGGCCUAAUAUGUACUUCUUUCAAUGACCCUUCUUCUGUGGGAACUGUCGUGGGGCAGGUUUGUGGUUUGCCUCAGCACAAAGUGGCAGAAGCCGUGAUUGAUUCUAGGCUAGGUUUGCACCUGCAAGCACGUAGGCUUGCGAACCGAUCUUCACGAGCUGGGCUGUGAUGAGGAUUCCAGAUACCUCUUUGCAUCCCGGUUUGCGAAGCUGUCUCUGAGUGGGCCACGGACCGAGGCUGAGAGCUGUCGGACUGUGUGUGUCUCAAGGAAUCCUUACCAAGGGCUGACCAAAGACACAGCAGCUCGGGGAACGGGGGUUUGCAUCCUGCAGAAAGCAGGGCUUCGGACAUCGAUGAGCGCGGGGCCUACUACAUAAGGCAAGUAGGUAAGGUAUUCGUAAGUAGCAUGCAUGAAAUUUCCCUUUGUUUCCCUCGGCACCUACUCUUCCUCUCCGCUAAUUUCCAUCAAGGAUGAGCUGACUUGCAUGGCACAGCUUCCGAUGGCACCGGGAUCUCAUCAGUAGACUGCUGCCGAACUGCAACAUCGUACUUUUAGCACUCGUAGCUAGAAUGUGCCUCCAGGCAAUCUCUCUCAACUCUUCCACGUGCUUUGUUUCUGGUCUGAGCCAUUUGGACUAGGCCGUAUAUGUCCCUGUUUUGGCCAUGGCACCUUUUGCUUGGGGCUAUUCUAUUUAUCAUACGUAUUUCUAUCGGUGUUAUGUAGUUGUACCUUUGCGGCCGCAAGAAGGGACAGCCUUGGCUACAUUUACCACCAGUGUGCACCUGGGCUGGUUACUUGGAUUAAUUAAUUAAUCUCUGGGGCAUGUUUCGGUUCCAUCCUCCAACUUCCCCUUUUCUUCCUGCUUCUGCCCUGGGUGAGGCGGAGGAGUAUCUCCUAGCCGCGCCUAUAGAGACAUAGAUUUACGUCUCGCGCAUCCGCGAUCCCACACAUGCUGUAUCGAGGUCACAGCCAAGGGGGACGGACGCGUGCCCCCGGCAAACGCAGGUAGGGGAAAUGUCUGGCCCCCUUUCCUUAGACAGUGCAGCCCCGGGCUGCGCUUACUCAUCCCAGUGACUAAAUUCCAGCAUCAAGGUUCCGUCAUGUUUGGUCCGGUAUCGUUUCUUGUUUGACCUUCGGCGCCUCCUCCGGACCGCAAGCACAGUUGUUUGGCUCGGCCGAAGGCCAGUAUCUUCACAUCCUUGUUUUUUCGCUCUCUCACCUCUACAACGGCGGCGGGCUUCUCCGCUGCUGCACGUGGCGACAUAGACGGACGGAGAUUUAUCCCAUGACAAUCACAUCACAGAAACGCGACCUUGCAUUUGCGGAUAGAGAACGACGGCCAAAGGUCAACAGGAAGGGCUCUAUUCGUUGUCCACAUCAGUCUUCGUUCAAUCACCCCGUAUCUUCCCCUCACCUACUCGCCAUUUCACGAUCGAGACUUACCCCUCGCGUUGGUUAUUAGACCUUGACAGGAGGCAAUGGUUUUCUAAGAGCUGUUCUGAGUCGACCAAUCCUCUUUUCUUGCCCCUGAAAAGACCGCUCUGUACCUAUGUUGCCCAACACAGGAUCGCACUCACCCAAUCAAUCAUCUCGCUUCCUCCCCAACUCCCGUUUUGUGCACUGCAGGCCAUCUGGCACUGUUCACUACCAACCCGGACGGAAGAGGUUGAAUCAUGUCAAACACAGUAAAGCUCAGGCCGCUGUUGCCGCUCGCCGCCGCCGCCAGCGGCCCCCCGCCGACGGCCCCCGUCAUCACAAGACCACCAAAGAGGAAAGGGUCACAAGUCUCAGCGGCAUGUAACGGCUGCCGGAAAAGAAAGGUCAAGUGUGAUGGAGUUCGGCCGAGCUGCUACACCUGCAAGACGUCGAAUUCGCCAUGUGUCUACCCCGUCCCAGAGGGCCUCUCGCAGAGGCAGGCCCAGAAACAGAAACUCAACUACGUGUCGAGGGCCCAUGAGAACAGCCAACGGGUGUUGGAACUGCUCCGGGCGAGUCGGGACGGCGCCUCGCAGGACAUAUUGAAGCAGCUACAACACUCGGCGCACCUCGACGAGGCGAUACAAUCGAUAGCCGACGCUAGUCUCCUUCUCCCUAAAUUUCACGAACAGAGACGAGUCUCGACAGAUUUCUCCUCACCCCCGGGCCUAGGGGAUCCGCCCUCCGAGUCAACGACUCAACCACUGUCAAAUCAUGAUAGCUUCAAUAGAGACCCGUCAGCCGGCAACUCCGAGCCGGAUCAUGCCCUUCCAGUUUCGCACUGGACAACCGUUUCUCGGGACAACAAACUGUUGACCCAUCUUUUUGAUAUUUUUUGGAUGUGGGACAGCACCCUAUCCCACCUCGUCGACCGAGAGCUCUUCAUUGCCGAUCUAAGCGCCACCUUACCGGACCUUUCGACGGGUCAGCGCCGAAGCUUCUGUUCGCCCUUUCUCGUCAACGCAAUUCUUGCCGUGGCUUCUCUACACGCGACACGGAAGAGUCGCAAUCCAUACUCGGGGGAUUUCGUCGUGCUCAGCCACGAGUUUGCCCGCUGUGCUUUCGACUUGCUCGAGUCGGAGAGAUGUUCGGGUUCGAGCUCGUUAACGUUGCUGCAGGGCGCGGCCAUUCUCUGGCUCUUCGCCAAAAAUGAGGGCGCUCGAGCAUCCCCCACGCGGGCCGCCAGCCUCGGGAGUUUGAUCCAGCGCACCUGGUCGGAACUUGGUCUUGAGACCGGUGGCCCCAUAGCCUUCAGGGUUUCCGGAACGAGUGAAUCUCACAAAGUCAAGAUCUGGAAGGCGGUUUCUCACAUGACAUGGGGGUUCUAUUGCUUCUUUGCAAAAAUGGCGGCAUUGUUCUCUCCAGACAUGCUGGUUCCGAGGCCUCGAAUCAUGAAGGCAUUCGAAGACGUGGAAGCCCAGCAAGGGCUCUGCUCGCAAGCCUCUUUCCUGUCCACCUCCGAUGACAGCCCAGAUAGCCAAACGUCACAUCAGUUGCAGGUGUUCAGUGCCAAAUGCUCCCUCUGCGAGAUUUCCAACCAGUUCACGUCCGGGUUUUCGAUGAAUGAGCAGGCCUCGCUUCUGGAUAGCAGACAGUGUACGGGGUUGUACAACAAGCUCCUUUGCUGGAAGCUGUCACUUCCCAACCAUCUCAUGACGAGCAACAGCGUCUCGCCAUCUGUUUUGCUGCUCCAAGCAACGUACGAUUUCGUCGCCCUAAGGCUUCUCUACAGCUACACGAACCACGCCGGCACCGACCUGUUCGACGGCCGCAACGCCGCCUCCCUCCAGGUCCUCCAUGCGAGCUCCAUGAUGACGAACCUCUGGAUAUACCGCAGCAUCUACACCAUCAAGCACGAGUUUUGGGCGGCCGAGUACUGCUCCUCUGUCGCGCAUGCCCUCCUGCCGUCUCUCGAGACCAGCACCUCGACGCCCGUGGUCCACGAUAUCGUCGGCAGGGCCUGCUGCAUCCUCAACGAGAUGGCGUGUACGGGCGUCUCGGGCCGCGCUGGGGAAUUACUUGAGGGCAUCGAAGAGAGAGCAAGGGCGGCGAGGAUCCGUGUCCCGGCGUAUGGGAGGCAGGAGACAGACGAGGAGGCACACGGAGGCGGGCCCAUGACAAUGUUGCACGGUGUGCGGGUUUUCGACGGCGCUAAGGGCGCCGAGGGGGGGAUGUUGGACGGCGCCGAUGGCCGUCACAACGUAAGGUUCGGCAAGACCAUUGCUGAUAUCUCCUGGGCUUCAGCCAACAAGUGACCCGGAAAUGGUAUCAAGAGUAGGGGGGGAGGGGGAAGCGUUGUGGAAGAGAUUGAUGUCGCACUUUGGCACGUUGGAGUAGUGUUUUUUGGCUGUUUUCCUUCUAGGAGGUUUCGCGACGGUUUUUUUAUUAUUAUAGUUCGGUUUCUAUGGAGCUGGCUGGGUUCACAUCAGACACGAUGGACGCCCCGCAGGAGUGUGCACAAUGUACAGCGGACGGGGACUUAAUCGCGGUGACAAGUAAACCAAAGGGGGGAACACUUCAAUUCGUUCCACAAUUUGAACCGAAAUAGGGAGGGGUAUAAUUCCAAAUGCUGCCUUUUCCUGAAAGUUCU